Penicillium canescens is the source of this 2538-nucleotide messenger RNA. RefSeq names its product trehalose-6-phosphate synthase. The transcript is spliced from 3 exons. Gene Ontology annotation, molecular function: catalytic activity. The coding region runs from base 1 to 2538 and encodes 845 amino acids. Gene Ontology annotation, biological process: trehalose biosynthetic process. Gene Ontology annotation, cellular component: cytosol; alpha,alpha-trehalose-phosphate synthase complex (UDP-forming). NCBI's taxonomy places the organism in Eukaryota, Fungi, Ascomycota, Eurotiomycetes, Eurotiales, Aspergillaceae. The record is from RefSeq and is a predicted model, not a curated record.
AUGACAGUUUUCGUCGUGUCUCUUUUUCUUCCUUACGCUGUGACUCGCCAAAAUGAUUCAUGCGGGUCCUCUGAAGUUCAAUCGCCAGCCCCCGCCCGCCUGCCUCAAUGCCUCAACUCACUACCGAGUAGACGUGACGGCGGCUGCGGAAGUGAUACGACACUAGAAGUAGAUACCUUGUCCCCUGGUGCUACCACGGACAACGAGCGCAUAUUUACCUCCGACCCGCGCCUUCCAGCAAGAAAGGGUGUGGGUUAUCCGUUUCCCCCAAUAUCGCAGUCGGAUAAUUGGCCACGCGCAAAAGAGGAGCCUCAAUGGAGUGUUAUUACUGCAAAAAAAGGCAAUGAUGGAUUAGUGGACGCUAUACAUUCUGCUGCGGACGUUGGCUAUCUUGAUGACACAAUGUGGGUGGGCACACUCGGAAGACAAACGGACGCAAUAGAGUGUUGCGAUCGGACGGCCAUUGAGCGGAAACUCAAAGAUGAGUACGAAUCUUUGACCGUAUUUGUUUGUGACCGUGACUUUGACGGGCACUACACGCACUUUUGUAAAACCAUUCUCUGGCCGAUCUUCCAUUACCAGGUGCCUGACAGUCCAAAAAAUAAAGCCUACGAGGACUGCUCUUGGGCCUACUACGUGAGUGUCAACCAAGCUUUUACGGAACGUAUCGCCAAAAAUUGGAAGAGGGGAGAUUCGAUCUGGGUGCAGGAUUAUCACUUGAUGCUGGUCCCAGCCAUGCUCCGAAAGAUACUCCCCGACGCCCAUAUUGGAUUUUUUCUUCAUUCUGCUUUCCCGUCCUCUGAAGUUUUCAGGUGCUUGGCCACGCGCAAGGAGCUCCUUGAAGGCAUGCUCGGUGCUGAUUUGAUCGGCUUUCAAGUAGCCGAGUACUCCGGUCAUUUUCUCCGGGCGUGUGGUAGAAUCCUUUCCGUGGAAGCUACCGACGCAGGGAUUCAGUUAGAGGAUCGUUUCAUAAAGGUGGGAAUAUUUCCUAUUGGCAUUGACCCAACCACUUGGGACCGACGCAGACAAUCAGCCGAUAUUAGGCUCUGGAUGGACUCCAUUAUAACCGCGCACCGGGGAAAACGGCUCAUUGUCUCCUGCGAUAAGAUAGACGCCGUCGGAGGGAUCCGUCAGAAGCUAUUAAGCUAUGAGCAUUUCCUUAAUACAUACCCAGAAUGGGCGAAUCAGGUUGUUCUGAUACAAGUUGCUACUAGCAGCACACAGCAGCCUGAGCUAGAAGCGAGUAUAUCCGAUAUUGCAAUGCGAAUCAACUCCACCUAUGCAACUCUCGACCAUCAGCCCUUGGUAUUUCUCAAGCAGGAUCUUAUGUUUCCGCAGUACCUUGCACUCAUCACGGCGGCAGACGUUUUGAUGAUUACCAGCCUUCGAGAAGGAAUGAAUCUGAUCAGCCACGAAUUCGUUUACUGUCAAGACGGCCGCUUUAAUAACAAGGGGUACGGUUCCUUGAUCCUCAGCGAGUUCACCGGUAGCGCAUCCUUAUUUGGUAAUCAUGCGCUUUUGGUCAACCCUUGGAACGUCCGUCAGUGCGCAGAUGCGAUGCAUACGGCGUUGAUCCGAGACCCAAGGGAACGAAAGAAGGAUUGGGAGCAGCUUCAUCAAUUAGUACUCGACAAUUCAGCAACUAAUUGGGUUAAAUCUUUCAAAGAAAGUAUGGCUUGUGUCUGCCAUAAGCAGUUAUCGCACCGAAGAAUGACAAAGCCAUGUCUCGCCAUCGCUAGUCUCAAAGAGCGCUAUCGACAGGCCAGCCGCCGCAUGAUGUUUAUCCAAUACGAAGGCGCAUUAGCACCCUGGGGUUCCCCGAAUAACGUCUUCCUUGCCACACCACAACGUACAAUCACGACCUUAACCGAUCUAAUAGACGAUUCUGCCAACGAUGUUUACGUGAUGAGCUCGCGAAUGCCGGAGGAACUAGAGAGACAAUUCUGUCGUGUCAUUGGUGUGGGAUUGAUUGCCGAAAAUGGGUGCUUCUUGCGUAAACCGCACGCAAAUGAGUGGAUCCAGCUAGUGGACCAGGCGUAUACUGAUGUCUGGAAAGACGGGCCUUCGCAUAUCCUGAAAUAUUUUCAGGAGCGGAUGGAAGGAAGCUGGAUUGAAACCCGCCACUACUCGCUCGUCUUUCACUAUGGGUCGGUGGCCGACAGAGAAUUGGCUAGGCGUCUUACAGCUGAGUGUGCCGAUCAGAUUAACGAUGCUUGUGAGAGCCAGGGCAUCCACGCCGUUAUCUUUGAUAGUGCUAUGAUAGUGGAGCCCAUAAACACGAAGAAGGCUCUCGCGGCGGAAGAGGUGUGGCGCUACGUGGAAAGCUCCAACAAUCCGAAGUUUGACUUCUUGCUGACCAUCGGUGGGAACCGCGAGGAUGAACAUCUUUUCGAGUGGGCCAACGAGCUAGAGAGCACCGGAGUAGUCGAUUAUACUAUGACAGUGACCAUAGGCUCACACAGUGCGGAGGCUAAGACCACGUUGACACAAGGGGUGACAGGUGUUUUGGAUUGCUUGCAGCAACUGGCCUCCUGCUAG